Messenger RNA from Phacochoerus africanus (Common warthog), 7101 nucleotides. It is a transcript of the gene ITGAV, whose product is annotated as integrin subunit alpha V. The record is from RefSeq and is a predicted model, not a curated record. Gene Ontology annotation, cellular component: external side of plasma membrane; integrin complex. Gene Ontology annotation, molecular function: integrin binding. NCBI's taxonomy places the organism in Eukaryota, Metazoa, Chordata, Mammalia, Artiodactyla, Suidae. The coding region runs from base 279 to 3419 and encodes 1046 amino acids. Gene Ontology annotation, biological process: integrin-mediated signaling pathway; cell-cell adhesion; cell adhesion mediated by integrin. The transcript has 30 exons.
CAGCAGUCCCGAGCCGGAGGCGCGGCGCUGAGCGGCGGAGCGGGAGGGAGGCCAAGGGGCCGCCCGCGCUGCUGUCCCCGCCCCGCGCGCCCUGCGCCCCACUUUCCCGGCGGCCGCUCCAAAGCUCAGCCCUCCUGCCUCCUCCGGCGCUGUCCGGACUCUCUGGGAAGCAAGCAGCCGGCAAGUUUCGGCGCGCGCAGGCGGCGGGCCGCGGGCACCGUGCGCUCCGGGAGUGGUGGCCGCGGCUUCGGGCUCUGCGCCCCGCGCGCACUUCGGCGAUGGCUUCUCUGCCGCGGCGACGGCUGCGCCUUCGCCCCCGCCGCCUCUUGCUCCUUCUCCCCGGAUUCUUGUUGCCUCUGUGCGGCGCCUUCAACCUAGACGUGGACAGUCCUGCGGAGUACUCCGGCCCCGAAGGAAGUUACUUCGGGUUCGCGGUUGAUUUCUUCGUUCCCAGCGCGUCUUCGAUGUUUCUUCUGGUGGGAGCACCCAAAGCAAACACUACCCAGCCUGGGAUUGUGGAGGGAGGGCAAGUCCUCAAGUGUGACUGGUCUUCUCACCGGGGGUGCCAGCCAAUUGAAUUUGAUGCAACAGGCAACAGAGACUAUGCCAAGGAUGAUCCAUUGGAGUUUAAGUCCCACCAGUGGUUUGGAGCAUCUGUGAGGUCAAAACAGGAUAAAAUUUUGGCUUGUGCUCCGCUAUAUCACUGGAGGACUGAAAUGAAACAGGAGAGAGAGCCUGUUGGAACUUGCUUUCUUCAGGAUGGAACAAAGACUGUUGAGUAUGCUCCAUGCAGAUCAAAAAAUAUUGAUGCUGAUGGACAGGGAUUUUGUCAAGGAGGAUUCAGCAUUGAUUUUACUAAAGCUGACAGAGUACUUCUUGGUGGUCCUGGCAGCUUUUAUUGGCAAGGUCAGCUCAUUUCAGAUCAAGUAGCAGAAAUUGUAUCUAAAUAUGAUCCCAAAGUUUACAGCAUCAAGUAUAAUAACCAGUUAGCAACUCGGACUGCACAAGCUAUUUUUGAUGACAGUUAUUUGGGCUACUCAGUGGCUGUUGGAGAUUUCAACGGUGAUGGCAUAGAUGACUUUGUUUCAGGAGUUCCAAGAGCAGCGAGGACUUUGGGAAUGGUUUAUAUUUAUGAUGGGAAAAACAUGUCCUCCUUACACAAUUUUACUGGUGAACAGAUGGCUGCUUAUUUUGGAUUUUCUGUUGCUGCCACUGACAUUAAUGGGGAUGAUUACGCUGACGUGUUUAUUGGAGCGCCUCUCUUCAUGGAUCGUGGUUCUGACGGCAAACUCCAGGAAGUGGGACAAGUCUCAGUGUCUCUUCAGAAAGCUUCGGGAAACUUCCAAACGACCAAGCUGAAUGGGUUUGAGGUCUUCGCGAGGUUUGGCAGUGCCAUAGCCCCUUUGGGAGAUCUGGACCAGGAUGGCUUCAAUGAUAUUGCAAUUGCUGCUCCAUAUGGGGGUGAAGAUAAAAAAGGAAUUGUUUAUAUUUUCAACGGAAGACCCACAGGCUUGAAUGCGGUACCAUCUCAGAUCCUUGAAGGGAAGUGGGCUGCUCGGAGCAUGCCACCAAGCUUCGGCUAUUCAAUGAAAGGAGCCACGGACAUAGACAAGAAUGGAUAUCCAGACUUAAUUGUGGGAGCUUUUGGUGUAGAUAGAGCUGUGUUAUACAGGGCCAGACCAGUUAUCACUGUAAAUGCUGGCCUUGAAGUGUACCCUAGUAUUUUAAAUCAAGACAAUAAAACCUGCCCACUGCCUGGGACAGAUCUCAAAGUUUCCUGUUUUCAUGUCAGGUUCUGCUUAAAGGCGGAUGGCAAAGGAACACUUCCCACGAAACUUAAUUUCCAGGUGGAGCUUCUUUUGGAUAAACUCAAGCAGAAAGGAGCAAUUCGACGAGCACUGUUUCUCCAUAACAGGUCCCCGGGUCACUCCAAGAACAUGACCAUCUCUAGGGGGGGACAGAUGCAGUGUGAGGAACUGAUAGCAUAUCUGCGGGAUGAAUCUGAAUUUAGAGACAAACUCACUCCCAUUACUAUUUUUAUGGAGUAUCGACUGGAUUAUACAACAGCUGCUGAUGUAACAGGCUUGCAACCCAUUCUUAACCAAUUCACUCCUGCCAACAUUAGUCGACAGGCUCAUAUACUACUUGACUGUGGUGAAGACAAUGUCUGUAAACCUAAACUUGAAGUUUCUGUAGAUAGUGAUCAAAAGAAGAUCUAUGUUGGGGAUGACAACCCUCUGACCUUAAUUGUUAAGGCUCAAAAUCAAGGAGAAGGUGCCUAUGAAGCUGAGCUCAUCGUUUCUAUUCCACCGCAGGCUGAUUUCAUCGGGGUAGUCCGCAACAGUGAAGCCUUAGCAAGACUUUCCUGUGCAUUUAAGACAGAAAACCAAACCCGCCAGGUGGUAUGUGACCUUGGAAACCCAAUGAAGGCUGGAACUCAACUCUUAGCUGGUCUUCGUUUCAGUGUGCACCAGCAAUCAGAGAUGGAUACUUCUGUUAAAUUUGAUUUACAAAUCCAAAGCUCCAAUCUUUUUGACAAAGUAAGCCCGGUUGUGUCUUACAAAGUUGACCUUGCUGUUUUAGCUGCUGUUGAGAUAAGAGGAGUCUCAAGUCCCGAUCAUAUCUUUCUUCCAAUUCCAAAUUGGGAGCACAAGGAGAACCCUGAGACUGAGGAAGACGUUGGGCCAGUUGUUCAGCACAUCUAUGAGCUGAGAAACAAUGGUCCAAGUUCAUUCAGCAAGGCAAUGCUAAAUCUUCAGUGGCCUUACAGAUAUAACAACAACACUUUGUUGUACAUCCUUCAAUAUGAUAUUGAUGGGCCAAUGAACUGCACUUCAGAUAUGGAGAUCAACCCUUUGAGAAUUAAGAUCUCAAAUUCACAGACUGAAAAGAAUGACACAGUUGGUGGGCAGGGUGACCGGAACCAUCUUGUCACUAAGCGGGAUCUCACCCUCAUUGAGGGAGAUGUUCACACUUUGGGUUGUGGAAUUGCUGAAUGCUUGAAGAUUGUCUGCCAGGUGGGGCGACUAGACAGAGGAAAGAGUGCAAUCCUGUAUGUAAAGUCUCUACUGUGGACCGAGACCUUUAUGAAUAAAGAAAACCAGAAUCAUUCAUAUUCUCUAAAGUCAUCUGCUUCAUUUAAUGUCAUAGAGUUUCCUUAUAAGAACCUUCCAAUUGAGGACAUUUUCAACUCUACAUUAGUUACCACUAAUGUUACCUGGGGCAUUCAGCCAGCACCCAUGCCGGUGCCUGUGUGGGUGAUCAUUUUAGCAGUUCUAGCGGGAUUGUUGUUACUGGCUGUUUUGGUAUUUGUAAUGUACAGGAUGGGCUUUUUUAAACGUGUCCGACCACCUCAAGAAGAACAGGAAAGGGAACAGCUUCAACCUCAUGAAAAUGGUGAAGGAAACUCAGAAACUUAACUGUGAUUCUUAAAGUUACGCUACAUCCUGACCCAUUAGAAGUACCAACUUCAUUAUAGAUUUUAAUUUCCUUCAGGAAGAAUAAAAUAUCAAGACUUCACUGCUGAUGGUGCCCAUUGGUAUUAACCACAAAGUGAGAGCAAUAUUUGUCCACCUUUUCAUUAUAAUUAAUUUCAGAUAUACAUUUAACAUACAUCCACUGAUUUGUGUUUUUAGGUAUUUAAAUAAUAACAUUUCAAGUGAUCCUCUUCAAUGUACAUAAGACAGGUAGUGCCCGAGUUACCACUUUAUAAAAUAGUACUUCCUAUAAUUAUUGUUUCUGAUUUUGUAUGUUGGAAUUUGUUUUUGUUUUUGUUAUUUUAAAGCAAUCCAAAUUUAGACCUUACUAUCCACAUCUUUUGUACAGAUACUUAAUACUAAUGCACAUUACACUACAGUUGAGUUUCAAGCUAACUUUUUAACUGCAUAAACUUGGAUUUUAAUAUUAUCUACAUGGUAGAACUUUAAAUAAAACAACAAAUGAUCCCAUCAAACUCUGUAAUAGCAAAGGUACAGUUUUUUUUUGUUUUACUAUGAAUAUUGGGUACAUGCUAUUAAAUUUUUAUUUAUAUUUUUAUCCACAAUCCAUUUUAUUACAUUUUAUUUUGUAUAAGUUCUAUUUCAAAUCCUUUCAGUCAGCUUAUACUAAAAAUUAGUUCUAUAGUCAAAAAUGCCUUUUUUGUGUAAUAUUUAAUUUCUGCUAGACAUCAUGAUGCUUAAAGCCAUAUGAGGUGGAAAUCAUUUCCAAAGUAUGUUUAUUCCAUUGCAUUAGUCUGGCUAUAUGCAAUACAAAAAAAAAAAAACAUUUAAAUUAAAAGCCUAUAUUGUAGGUCUUCUAUAGAAUUGCUUAUUAAUAGUUUGUUGUUAGAGCAAGAGUUUUUUAGUUGGGAUUAAUUUAUUUUCCUCCUAUAUAUGUAUUUUUUUCUUAUAUUUCCAAAUCUAUUGCUGAGAAUGUGUCAGGAUCAAUGAUGAAUAUUUACAGCUUGCAGGAACCUGCAUUCAACCUCCCAACCCCACGAGAAAAAUGCUUAAGAAUUAAAAUUCUUAAAGUAGCUCACUGGGUUACUUCUAGCAGUAGCAUAAUGCUACUCAUGUGGAUAUUACCUCAUUUUAAGCAAAGUAUAACAUGUAAAACCAGUCCCAGCUCUCAAAAUGACUUCUGUGAGGUUAUUUUACAAGCAAUUCAAGUUACUGGAAACCUUUAAAACUUUCUUAGAUGUAUUAAGAUAAAUUGCUUUUCUAGGAUUUUUAAAUAAAAGCUGCACAGGUGGCAAGUUGAAGUUUUAUAGGUCCGUAGGGUGAUGAAUCUUCUGGAGGAAUAUGUGAAUUAUUCACAGUUCCUCAAGGCCUGGGGAUAACUAUUAAUUAUACCUAUUUUUGUGCAAUUACAUCAUAUUGUACAUUAGAAAUUGAGAGUUUAAUAGCCUUUUAUUUCCCUUAAAGAACUGGAGAUUUUUCUGUUUGAACCAUAACGGGAAUUUAUCUUGCCAUGUCUUUUGUUAUAACUCCCUAUACAAGUGGCUAAGCUAGAAUAUAUUCAUGGUGAGUUACAUAUAUAGGUGAGUAUAUACAUGUAGGUGAGUUAUACAAGUUGGAAUGUUGACAAGACCCUAUACUUAGCUUUAGUGAUUUUCAAAAUUAAUAGGCACUGUAAAAUAGAUUUUAUUUGUCUCUUAAAAGAUCUUAGUCAUAUGCAAUAAGUAUUUUUAUUACCAACAAAUUUGAAGGUUUUUUAAGAAAAAAAUACUUUUAUCCUAGGACCUGCCACCAGAUAGUCACUAAGUUGUUCUUUCAACCUUACCUGUUUUCCUGCCUAAUAGCAGUCAUUCCUGACAUUCUGUUGGCUAGAAAGUCACAGAUUCAAAAAAAAAAAAAAUUGUUUCUCUUUGCUUUUGCACAAUCUAUUCUUUUAUGGCCUCUUAUCUCAAGGUAUAAUGUUUUACCAGAGAUUGAAGGAAGAGCCAAAAUAUCUCAGUUGGGAGAGCAUUAACUGGAGGAAGGAGAUUGAAGGGCAUUGUCAUGGAAAUUAACAUGAUGUUUUAAAUUGCUCUUAGGAAAUGUAGUUUUAAGCAAUAAUAUUUUCUUUUUAAAAGGUGAUUAUUUAUAUCUCUACAAAAAUAUGAUAGGAGUAUAAUUUCAAAACCUAGUCUUUGAGGAAAAUAUGUGGGGGGAUGUUGGGAUUCUUCUUACCCUAAAAUAGCAUGCGAAUGUUUUGGUUAAAAUGUCAAAAAAUAGUCACUGCUGUGUUUAUGAUUUAUUGAGAAUUGAAAUCCAUUUAGAAUGUAAAAUUCUCAUAAUCUGAUUCAGUUUAAGAAAACACAUAUGGUUGGAAUAGAGGAUAUUUAAAACAUUUGAUAUUGGUAAGAAAUAUUGAUACUGUUGUUGAUUUCUUACAUAGACAUUUAUUUCAGAAUUGAUAUUUUGAGAAACACCUAUAUGAGGAAUGCUCUUUCCUUUUCUUCCUUUUACCUUUUUUUUGUGACUAAUGAUUAUUGUAAUUCUGAUUAAGUUCUUAAUACUGAAAUGUGAAACAAUUAAUCAAAAUAUUAGUGCCACAAUUCUACCUGUUAUGAAAGUACUUAUAGUAAAUUCUCAGUGAUACUUUAUAUAAAAAAUUCAAGUACUAAUUAGAAAGACUAUAUUGGCUUCUUUAAGAGAUUGUGAAAGAUUUUUGAUAGUGAAUCAUGACUCUAAGAGAGAGAUUUAUGUGGCAAAAAUAUAGUAUAUGAUAGAUCAGCCGGUUUUUUGUUUGUUUGUUUGUUUGUUUUUUAAUAAGGCUAAAACCUGUAAGUUGAUAGAUGUUCCUGUGUUACAAAAUGUCUUGUUGAGCUUGGCAAAGAAUAAGUCAUUCUUGGAAUACUUCUGUAUGACUGUUGCCUAUCUCAGUGUCACUGUGCUUGUGAUCUUGGAUAGCUUGUAUAUGUGAUAGCUUGAUUAAUAAGAAAACAAUAUAAAAUUUGAAAAUUCAAUACAGGAUCCAAAAUGGUAAAUGAAAUGACUUAAUACUCAGUGUUUUGGAGAGUAUCCUUUUAAACUUUUUGGUAUGGUAGGAUAGUUUGAACGGUAAACCUAUGAACAUGUAGCAUGCAUAUAUGUUUCUAUUUCAUUGUAGCUUCUGAUACAUAGUGAAGUUCUUGGAAGAGGUACUGAGUCUUUGAUUUUUGUUGUUAUUCUUCUCAAGUGCAAUAUAACAAUGUAACCAAACCUAGAUAUUUCAAAGUCAUUAUUAAUUUAGUAAACCUAAUCUAAAUGGAAAUUUAUUAGUAUUUUUGUUAGCAGGAAGGAGUGAUUCUGUAAUAGAUAUACAAGUGAAAUUAUUUACCCUCCAAAGGUCCAUUCUACACUUUAUUUCAGGCUGGACAUGAACAGUUCCCUACUAGUUUUGAAACACUUUGCAAUAUCUUAAAGACACUUCGAAGCUGUGUAUAUCAAUUAAUUUGCUAUCUAAAUAACAUAGAAAGUAACUUUCUUUAUGUAGUUCUCUUGUGAUCACCCACAUUGGGUGAGACAUAAAAUGAGCGUGUUCUAAAAUUUGUCAUUUGCUAACUUGAUUUGAGUUAGUGAAAACUGGUACAGUGUUCUGCUUACUAGUUUCCAAUGUGUAACUGGUGUCUGUUCAAUAAACUUGAGCAUUAUGGUGCCA